Messenger RNA from Diaporthe citri, 1152 nucleotides. RefSeq lists its product as uncharacterized. The transcript is spliced from 2 exons. Gene Ontology annotation, cellular component: anaphase-promoting complex. The record is from RefSeq and is a predicted model, not a curated record. NCBI's taxonomy places the organism in Eukaryota, Fungi, Ascomycota, Sordariomycetes, Diaporthales, Diaporthaceae. Bases 1 to 1152 code for a protein of 383 amino acids. Gene Ontology annotation, biological process: anaphase-promoting complex-dependent catabolic process.
AUGGACUACGCACCGAUGCUCCCUGAUCUGACGCCUCGCGAUUCUCACAGUCUCUGGUAUACCUCCCGCCACACUCACUCCUCUCUUCUGCACCAGCUCAACGGUCACGACGAGUCGCCGACGGACGACAAUGGCAACCACAACAACGGCCAGCUGAACCGCCACGGCCAGCUGAACCGCCACGGCCAGCACCCCUCCGGCCAUGGCCGCGACCACCGCCGCGCGCUGGUGGAGCGCACCCCUCUCGCGCGCCUCCGCCUGGACGAGCAGAUCAUGGAACGCCGCCGCCAGAACGUAACCAACUUCGGCAGCGCGUGGCUGAAGCCACCAGGCGUGCCCAAGACGCUCUUCCAGAUGCGCGAGGAGCGGCGCGAGGCAGAGGAGCACGCAGAGGCCAUGCGGCGCGAGCAGGAGCUCGCCGCGCAGCUGGCCGAGGCGGAGGCGGACGCCGAGGGCGCGGACGACCUCGACGACGAGCCCAUGGCGGACGGGGCCGAGGGGGAACCGGACCUGGACGACGAGAUCCCCGAGGCCGAGGGCUUCGGGUUCGACGGGGACGACAGCGGGGAGGAGGAGAGCGCGCCAGAAGACGACGAGGAUGACGACGAGACGGACGAGGAGGUGGACCAGACGGAAAACAACGCCGGGCAGGUGCUGGUCAGCCCGGCGGAGCGGCGGGACAUGCAGGCGACCGAGGACCGGGUGCGCGAGGUGAUGGCCCAGGGCCAGGAGGGCGGCGGCCUCACCAUGCUCGACGACGACGCCGUCGACGCGGAGGACAGGGCGCAGAUGCUCGAAGAGGACGACCUCAUACACGACUACCACCAGGGCGGCGGCGGCGGCGGCGACCGGGGUGGCAUGGACAUGGACAUGGACGCCGACCUCGACGACGACAUCCCCGAGGCCGAAGGGCGUUACGAACACACCGACUCCGAGGCCGAACUCAGCGACGAGGGCACGAGGGACGUGUCCUUUGCCAGCGCGGGCCGCGCGCCGCAGCCCUCCCGGUUCAGGAGGAGUCUGCCCAGGAGCAGUGUUAGGGGCAGUCAGAGGGGCAGCCUGGCGCAGAGCGACAUAGACUUCAGUGGUCUCCUGUCGACGAAUGAGAGCAGCUACCUAGCAAGCAGCCCGCAGAUGAGGCGGAGGGGCUAA